Messenger RNA from Symbiodinium pilosum, 711 nucleotides. The record is from the annotation of a GenBank genome assembly. Lineage: Eukaryota; Dinophyceae; Suessiales; Symbiodiniaceae.
AUGUCUCAGGAUGGCAACCUCUACUCCUUCGAGCUUCUGAGAGCGUACGAGCCACUGGUGCAGGCCGUGCGCGCUUCGGCCAAACGUGCAGAUCGAGCCAGCGGGCCUCGACCAGGCGAGAAUGCUCUGGCCUUCCUGGAUUUCCUGUCCUAUCCAGCAGAUGGUGCCCCGAGUAGCACAGACAUCUUCAGGUACCUGGCUCCCCUGGAGGACAUGAUAGACCUUAGUGAUGGUGGUGGGACCCGACAGGCGAGAAGAAUGAAGAUUCCGCGACAAAAGAGACCAGAGCAUGUCUUCACACCUUGCUGGCCGCAGUUUCCGGAGCUGUGCACAGAGACUGACGUGGCAGUGCUGGAAAAUGCAUCUGAGUGGAGCUCCGGGCAGAUCCAGGCCGAGGUCGAGCGUUUGGCCGAAGACCUGGACCCUUGGAAGACUAGCGUAGCAGCUUUCAAUGCGGAGCGCCUUGAUCGGAUUGCUGUUCUGAAGCGUCGGCUUCUCCAUGAAGUCAAGACAGCCGAAGGAGCAAAAUCGCGUCUCCUGCAGCCGCAGUGCCAUUAUCAGGUUGGCGUUGGCUUUGCAGUGCAUUGCAGUGCCACUCCCAGGCCCUUAGUGCUGAGGGCUGCCAAGAAGUGUGGAGUUGCCAUGAUGGUGAGCGUCAGCUGCUUGCCACAUUGUUGCCGAAUGAAGGUUCCAUGUGGGCAGCUGCCCUGA